Messenger RNA from Ogataea polymorpha, 2280 nucleotides. RefSeq lists its product as uncharacterized. Gene Ontology annotation, molecular function: protein binding. Gene Ontology annotation, biological process: mRNA splicing, via spliceosome; generation of catalytic spliceosome for first transesterification step. Gene Ontology annotation, cellular component: U2-type catalytic step 2 spliceosome; post-mRNA release spliceosomal complex; Prp19 complex. NCBI's taxonomy places the organism in Eukaryota, Fungi, Ascomycota, Pichiomycetes, Pichiales, Pichiaceae. The transcript has 2 exons. The coding region runs from base 1 to 2280 and encodes 759 amino acids. The record is from RefSeq and is a predicted model, not a curated record.
AUGUCCGGAGGUUUGGUGCGACCAGAAGACGUGGACGCCGAGCUUGCAGUCCACAAGGAACCAUAUCUGCUGGAGAACUGGCUGGACUACCUGGAGCACAAGAAGGGCUUUCCAGAGGCAGAUAUUCUGCAGAUUUACCGACGCGCACUCAGACGCUUGCCGCAGUCAUUCAAGCUUUGGACGGGCUAUCUCGAGCUGGUCCACAAGCUCGCUGGUAAAGGCGACGUAGAAUUUUUGGUCAAGACGUACGAGCAGUGUUUGGCGAGUUUAAGCGAGUUUCCUGGUCUCUGGCAGAGGUUUCUCGUAUUUCUCGUAGAAAACCUCGAUCAGCUGGAUAUAUCCUAUGUUCGUCGCCGGUUCAACGAGGCAUUGCAAAACUUGAGUGUUUCGCAGCAUUUUGGUGUAUGGAAGUUGUUUAUCCGCUUUGCUGACAUGGUUGGCGGUCGCACAAGUUUUACCGUAUACAGGCGAUAUUUUGAUUUUAGGGCGAGACUUGUGGACUACGACGAUCUGUUUGCGGACCUUCCAGAUUUGGACACAGUUAUAGAUAAGCUUGUGCUCUACACGGACUCAGCAGACCUAUUUGCGAAACUCGGACCAGUUUUUGAGACCAUAGCCCAAAAUACCAGUCUUUUGGUGCAGCUCUCCAUUUCGGAGUUCAGCCUAUACAGCAUCUAUUUCGACCUAGUUUUGGAAUUUGGAGACGAAAAAGAUGCGCGAGAAAUGUAUCGGCAUCUUGCCGACAAGUUUGUGGACCAGCGGUGCCUGCUUUCAAUAAAACUUGCGGCCUGCUAUGAAAAAAAGCAUAGAUAUCUGGAAGCUGAAGAUAUUUUUGAAAAGGAGCUAAAAAGAGUGAACAACCUGCACGACUUCCAGUUGAUUUUCGAGGCAUACACAGAAAUGGAAGACAGACGAAUGACUCUCUUAUCACAGAAGCUUGACGACGACACCGCGUCCGAGCUGGACGUCAUAAUGGACAGAUUUGAGGAUCUGUUGGCCAGGAGAAAAUAUCUGGUGAGCGACACGGCACUUCGCCAAAAUCCCGACAAUAUACACGAGUGGCUGAACAGAAUUGAUAUGUAUGACAGCAAAAACGAAAUCGCAGACUGCUACGCACAGGCAGCGGAAACAAUCCGGCCGCAAAAAGUGCAGCUGCCAGGGCUUCUUCCGAAACUCUGGAUACACUACGCUAAAUUCUAUGCGGAAAAUGGUGAAGUCACAACAGCAAGGAAGAUCUUUCAGACAUCCACCAAGGUUCCCUUCCGCCACAUUGAAGACCUGGUCGAUAUCUGGCUGGCAUGGGCACAGUGGGAACUGGAAAAGGAUCGCGAGCGGGCAGUGAGGGUGCUCGAAAAAGCGCUCGAGACUCCAAAAUACGACGGGAAAAUAAACUACCGGGAUGAGGACCUUAGUCCCCAGAUGCGCAUCCACAAGUCCACGAGGCUUUGGCAAUAUUACUUGGAUUUAAUAAAGAGCUCCAAAAAUUUGGAAGCAACAUGCAAAGCAUAUGACAGAAUGAUCGACGUCAAGGUCGCCACUGCGCAAUCGAUUUUGGACUACGCCGCACUCCUAGAAGACAAAAAGCUCUACGAAGAGUCGUUCAGGGUCUACGAACGCGGAGUGCUGCUUUUCCGCUACCCAACCGUGUACGAGAUAUGGGUUGUCUACCUUGACAAAAUUCUGCAUUACCAACAUCAACUCUCAAUCGGAGUUGAGAGAAUUCGGGACUUGUUUGAGAAUGCGCUGCAAAACUGUCCUCCCGAGCUGUCCAAGCCGAUUUUCUUGCUGUAUGCGCAGUUUGAGGAGACCAGGGGCUCCAAACUGCUUGCGCUCAAGGUGUACCGCCGGGCCAUCGAGUACAUCCCAGCAAACGCCGAGAAAGUUGAGCUGUACAGCCUGCUGGCGGCCAAAACAAUCCAGUUCAAGAACAUCGAGAGCGCAAGAGAGGUCUACCAGAGCGCGCUGGAGUCAGUGACGGUCAACGCUCCGGGCUUCCUCGACGUGCUGGUGCAAGGGUUUGUGGGCCUGGAGCUGCGGCUGGGCCAGUACCGGCGGUGUCGCGAGAUAUAUCGGUAUGCUGCGCGGCUUUUGGUGCAGUUUGCAAAGCGUGAGCAGGACGUGGAGCAUGUGUGGAGUUUGUGGAAGCGGUUUGAAGUGGAAAACGGGUCGGAGGAGAGCUACAAGGAGCUGCUACGGUUCAAGAGGCAUCUGGAGAAUACUGUGGUGAAUGUGCGCGCCAAGACGACGGAUUCGAUCGGAUUUGAAACAGCGCCGAGAUAG